This is a messenger RNA of Brienomyrus brachyistius, 9781 nucleotides long. RefSeq names its product proline-rich coiled-coil 2C (gene prrc2c). Gene Ontology annotation, biological process: cell differentiation. The transcript has 33 exons. NCBI's taxonomy places the organism in Eukaryota, Metazoa, Chordata, Actinopteri, Osteoglossiformes, Mormyridae. The coding region runs from base 433 to 8526 and encodes 2697 amino acids. The record is from RefSeq and is a predicted model, not a curated record.
UUUGAUCGCGCGACAGGCCGCGGCGCGAGCGGGGCCUCAUUCGACUCCAACCGCUCCCGUCUCUCGGGAGAGCGUGUUUGAGAAAAAAAAAAAAUAUAUAUAUAUAUACAUAUUAUAAUAAAAAGGAUAAAUAAGAACGGGGCAAAGGAGCGGAAAAAUAAAAAGGAGGUGCAUUGAACCGAGAGAAAACGGGAAGAGGAUCGAGCACCGACAGAGGUACCCGCUGUCCCACACUCACACGGGACCCCGUAAAGGAAGCGAGGACAGCGGACGGACCGACCGACCGACAGGGCCCAGGCGAGCGAGCUACACUGACUGGAAAGGGACGGGCCAGACGCCUGCUCGGCGAGAAAAGGAGACGGACCGGCGGAGGCGGGAGGCUGGUUCUGAGGGCUGCGGCCAAGGGAACAGACUCAAUGAGUUUCCAGCGAAAUGUCAGAGAAGUCAGGGCAAAACACCAAGGCAAAGGAUGGCAAGACCAAGUAUGCAACCCUUAGCCUUUUUAACACCUACAAGGGCAAGUCUUUGGAGACCCAGAAAACAGCAGUCGCUGCCAGACAUGGGCUCCAGAGUCUGGGCAAAGUUGCUGCCAGCCGGCGCAUGCCCCCCCCAGCCAACUUGCCCAGCCUGAAGGCCGAGAACAAAGGCAACGACCCCAACGUGAACAUCGUACCCAGGGACGGCAGCGGCUGGGCGUCCCGGCAAGACCAACCCUGUGACGAGCGGCAACAGGAAACACCACCCCCUCAACCCAAACAAGGGACUUCUCAGCCUUCAGAGGCAACUGUCAGCACCAGCCGUUCCUGGGCAGCCAACAAACAACCUGGGCAAGUAGAAGGGCCAGCCCGAGUCAACAGCCAUUUCCAGCAGGAGUUUCCCAGCCUGCAGGCAGCCGGCGAGUCUAACAAACCAGGGGAGUCAGAGGAGGAGCCCUAUGGACCGGGCCCUAGCCUGAGGCCACAGAAUGUUGGCAGCUGGCGCGAGGGUGGGGGCCGCAAUCUGAACACGGCGCCAAGCCCCUCAGAGAUGGAUAGCAAGGUGUCCGAGGAGGAGGGCGGUCGCAGCACGCCUUCCCCCACCGCAGGGACCACUGAGCCUCGCAAGGAUAAGAAGGAGGCCCGGGAGAGGCUGCCCCCCUGCGCUCAGCCCAAGCUGAAUGGGGGACAGCCUGGCCAGGCGGGGGCUCCUUCCCAGUUCCAUCCCCCUUUCAGCGGCAUGAUGCCACCUUAUAUGUUUCACGCUUACCCCAGGAUGUCAUAUAACCUUCCUCCAAGCAGCCUCAGACCCACCAUGUCACAGCAGGAUGGAGCCAAAGGCCCGCGGGCUGCCGGUCGGCCCUCCCAGGCCUGGCCUCAGGACCCCGACCGGCCCUCAAUCAUCAGUGCCACAGAGCUGAAGGAGCUUGACAACCUGGACACGGAGGCCGACGAGGGCUGGGCUGGUGCCCAGAUGGAGGUUGACUACACGGAGAAGCUCAAUUUCAGUGACGACGAGGAGAAUCAGACAGGAAAGGACAAGGCAGACUGGGACUGGAUGGGUAAAGUGGAGCGAGCUCGUCAGCGCAGCACCGAAGCCCCAGAGUGCCCUGAGGACCGAGCGGUGGGCAAAGGAUCAUGGGUCGAUGGCGGAGAUCCCCGAGCCGUGUCUCCUGGAGGUAGACAGCAGGCUGGCAAGAUGGCGCAGCAGCAGGAGUACCAGGCUCAGUCAGGCCGCGCCGUGGCAGGUGGCGCCCCCCGGCAGGGAAAACAGCAGCAGGUGGCGGCUGAAGAGGACUCUGAGGUAUGGAGGCAGCGGCGUAAGAAGCAGUCAGAGGUAUCAGAGGCAGUGGAGCGGGCGCGGCGGAGGCGCGAGGAGGAAGAGCGUCGAGAGGAGGAGCAGCGGCUGGCCGCCUGCGCCGAGAAGCUGAAGCGACUCAAUGAGAAGCUCCGCCCUGCUGAAAGUCAGUCCUCGCCCCCUGUUGGCUCGUCGCGAGAGGAUAGUGGCGGGAUGGUAGCAGAUGUGCCCUCAGUGGGGGUGACCCCAGCUGCCCCAAUUCAUCCACUGGAGGAGGACCCCACCUGCGGGGAGGAGGCGCAGUUUUCGCCCCAGCAGCCUGACCCUCCGGAAGGGGCAGUCUGCAGCCCCGACCUAGGGGCAGAGCCCGACAGGCAGGACAGCGCAGCGGAGCCGGUGUCCACAGGAGAUGGGGGCAGCCUGGAGGAGAGGCGGGGUGAGGAGACCGCAGCACCUGUCUUAUACGAGGACACCCCGGCACUCGCUCCCGAGGCAGAAGGCGAAUCAGGGGCUGCCCUACGCCCCUCGCUCACCUCUGGAUACUCCAAGCAGUUUCAGAAAUCGUUGCCCCCUCGCUUCCUCCGACAGCAGGAACAGAUGAAGCAGCAGCAGUGGCAGCAGCAGCAACAGCAACAGCAGCAGGGAGGCGCCGUCUCCCCCUCUGGGGCCCCGGUCCCGUCCCCGCAUCACCGGCCACUUUAUCAGCCCCUGGGGCCACACCCUCAGCACUUAGCCUCCAUGGGCUUCGACCCGCGUUGGCUCAUGAUGCAGUCCUACAUGGACCCCCGCCUCAUGUCAGGUCGCCCUCCCUUGGACAUGACGGCCAUGCUGCCAGGGAGAAUGCCCCCCAAACAGGUGGUCCGCAGAGAGCCCGCGGACAGCGCCACUUCAGGGUCGGACUCCUUCGAGCACAGCCAGCGCCCUGCGAGGGAGCAUGGCCUGCCCAAUGAGCCACGUGUGGUGUGGGGCUCAGACACCUAUGAGCCUCUGCCUUCUGUCACGCCCCCCAAAAAGCAGGAUGGGACCAAAGAAUCCAGGCUGGACUCGGGAGUAGAUCUGGAGAGAGGGCUGCCCGCUGCUUACGGCCUGGAGCACAGUCAACUGGAGGCCAGAAGCAAGAGCGACUUCUUCCCAUCGGAGGCCAUGUCCGGCUUUCCCCAAGUGGACGUUGCAGGGCUCUUGCUCACCGACCGGAGCCCUGUGGAGUCCGCCUUCGACCUGAAGGAGUCCGGCAUCCCGUGUGGCAACGAGGCUGAAGAUGUGCCUCAGGCUAGCCUCAAGAGGAGCGUCUCACAGGGCUCUGGUCACUCCCUGAAGCUGGAGGAGCCUCGCUUGGAGGGCGUCUCACUUUCCCAGAAGACACUGGAGCUCUCAGAUUCGGGGGAACAGCCAGAGGACAAGCCGUCUAAAGAUGGGGCCCCUGGCUCCUCGGGCAGCAGCCGCACCACACCCCCUGUGGAGGCUCAGCACAAACCGGAGAAGCUCCCCCUGCCAGUGUCCGGCAAACCCAAGCCGUCGGAGAUGCGCUGGGGUGCCCGGUCUGGACAAGGGCGGCGAGAGGGUCCAGCAAGCGAAAGGCCCGUGAGGCGCUCAGGGCCAAUCAAAAAGCCCGUCCUGCGAGACAUGAAAGAGGAGAGGGAGCAGCGUAGGGAGAAGGAGGAGCGCAGCGAGCGGGGAGAGCGUGCCAAGAAGGAGGUCCCUGUCGCCAAAGCCCCUGCCUCUGCCGCACCAGAGAGCCAGAAGCAGCCUGGUGAGGCCAAGAGGGAUGUGCCAGCACCCACUGAGCAGGAGGAGACGCUGGCUGGGGGGGCAAGCAGAGCCCGUGUCCCCCAGCCUCCAGUGGGGACCCCAGCCCAGGGACCUCGAGAAGAGAAGCUGGACAGGGUGCCGGUGGGAGACAAACCGGCAGAAGCCAAGUUGCCUCCACGCAAAGAGUCCAGCCUCCCUCCCCGGGCAUACCGGCGGGAGGAAAGAGAGAGGGAGAGAGAAAGGGAACGGGAGAGAGAGCGAGAGAAGGAGAGAGAGCGUGACAGAGAGCGGGACUGGCCUGCUGACUCCAGCUACAGGGGCCGCGGGCGCGGUGAGUACUAUUCUCGCGGUCGAAGUUACCGUGGCAGUUAUGGAGGCAGGGCCCGGGGCAGCCGUGGACGCAGUCGAGGAGAAUACCCUUACAGGGAGGCCCGCCCUCGGCCCGAUCUGCCCCUGGCCACCUCCGGGGGCGUCGGCUUCCGCUGCCGUGAGGAGAGCGAGACUCGCAGCGAGAGCUCAGACUUUGAGGUUCUGCCAAAGCGGCGGCGCCGGCGAGGCUCCGACACGGACUCAGACAGCGAGGCCUGUGACUCGGCCAGUGAUACGGGGCCCUCGGACAGGGAGCCCAGUGCCAAGCCCGUCCGGCUCCGCAGGGACCCUGGGGAGGCGCGGCGUGGCUCUAAAGGAGUGUCUGGGCUGGUGGGAGGAGCCUCCGCUGUAGGCUCCACCAGCGCAACCGAUAAGGUCUCCUGCAGGGAGGAGGACGGCCGACCCAAACCCGGCUUCCUCCCCAAGGGUGAGCCCAUGCGACGCGGUCGUGGUGGGAUGUAUGGCCGCAGGGGUGGGGCCAGGGAGCGAGGAGCCCCGAGACCUGGUCCCCUGAGAAGGCUGGGACCCAGGGAGGUCUCACAGUGGCCCAACAAGCCAAUGGAGACUUUCCACCCAGAUGAGGCCGAAGCCUCCCGCAAGGAGAACUCUCCUGCAGACAGGAGGCCACCCAAGUUUGAAAGCAGGAAGUUUGGUGAAGUAGGGGCAGCUGCUCGGGAGAGGCCCCGAAGGCCACGGCCAGCCCGGCCCCCCAGGCAGGACAAGCCACCUCGCUUCCGGAGGCUGAAGGAGCGUGAGGCAGCGGUGAAGGCCGAGGAAGAGGCUCCCACCACUUCCGUCCCUGUUGCUGCUCCUCCAUCCGCUCCCAAGUCCUUAGGAGGCUCCUCGCCUGCAGUGGAGGCCUCUUCCUCUGAGCCGGCUCUUGCUGCGGAGGGGCCAGUAGCAGACACAGGGCCCUCUGUCCUUGCUUCUGUGAGUAAGUCCCCGGACCUGUCUAAUCAGAACUCCUCAGACCAGGCCAAUGAGGAGUGGGAGACGGCGUCGGAGAGCAGUGACUUCAACGAGCGCAGGGAGCGGGACGAGAAGAAGGGAGCACUGGACUCGGGGGCAGCCCCCCCCACCCCCUCAGCCUCCUCUGCACCCGUCCAGGGCUCUGCGGGCCAGGGGAAGGCUGCGGCGGAGGGUGGCGUGACCCCCAAACGCGAGGUAUCCGCUGCUGCUAAGAGGAGCUUCUCCAGCCAGCGUCCAGGAGACCGCCAGAACCGGAGGGGGAAUGCUGGAUCAAAGGCGGGCCGCGGCUAUCCGGGAGGCAAGGGUGAGCGGCGUGGAGGAGCCGGGGCCAAAGUGGCACGCCGAGGUGCUGCCCAGAACCCGGAUGCAGCGCACGGUGCCACGUCUCAGCGAGCGUCUAAGGACCCAGCAGGCCGCCGCAAGGACGAUGGCAAGCAGUCUGCCAAGAAGCCGAAGGAGAAGCCCGACGCACUGUCGCAGUUCGACCUGAACAACUACGCCAGCGUGGUGAUCAUCGAUGACCACCCUGAGGUCACGACCCUGGAGGACUUGCAGUCUAGCACUAAUGACGACGGCUUCACUGAGGUGGUGUCACGCAAGCAACAGAAGCGGCUGCAGGACGAGGAGCGCAGGAAGAAAGAGGAGAUGACUGUGCAGAACUGGAGUAAGAAGGGCUCCGGUGAGAAAGGCCGAGGUGGGGGCUCCAAACUGCCCCCCAGGUUUGCCAAGAAGCAACAGCAGGUCGCCCCUGCUCCUCAGCCCAGCACCCCCUCUGCAGUAGUCCCUGCCCCUCAGCCAGCAGAGGGCACCACUGCCCUCCCCGUGGCCCCUGACAACUCCAGCAAGACACUGCAGGCGGGGCAGGCUAACAGCGCCCUGGGCACGGAACUCUGGGAGAACAAGAUGAGCAGCUCAGCUGUGCUCUCCGACAUCAAGAAACUUGGACCCAUCAGCCCGCCCCAGCCCCCCUCAGUCAGUGCCUGGAACAAGCCCCUCACGUCUUUCGCUGGCAGCAUCCCGCCUGAGGGUGCAAAGCCGGGCACGGAGGGUGCUGCAGAUCUUGGCAUGGACACCAUCCAGUUCGGCGCACCGUCUUCGGCAGGCAGCACGGACAGCGACGUUACCCCUGUCCUCUUGGAGAAGAACUCUGAGAACAAGCUGCCUGAGCCCAAGGAGCAGCAACCAAAGCCGCCUAGGGCUGGACCUAUCAAAGCCCAGAAGCUGCCCGAGCUGAGCACCCCAGAGACAAAGGAGUACAAGCCAGGGCCCAUCGGCAAGGAGCGAUCGCUGAAGAACCGCAAGGCCAAGGACUGCAGGCAGACUGACGCAGAGUCCUUGGACAAGACGGGUCCUGUGGGGCCCCGUGGAGCCGACCCCAGCUCCCCCAGCAAGGAUGGCAAGGUCCCUGAACUGGGCGCCGACAUCGAGGGCAUGAUGGCCGUGCCAGCGUCAGAGUACGGAAGCGGUUCCAAGGAGUCUGUCAUGGAUUACACCACCCCAUCUUCAUCCCUGGCUGACAGCGUCCCCACAGGAAGUGGCAAAAUUGAGGAGACCCUGGUAGCUAGUGUGGCGCUGCCCCACCCCCUGCCCCUGCCCCGCCGAGAGGCUCUGCAGCAGAGCUCCAGCCUCACCACUGUCUCCCCAGCCACUGUGGACCUCACCCUCAAGAUGGAGUCAGCCCGUAAGGCGUGGGAGAACUCCCCCAGUCUCGGGGAGAAGAGCUCCCCUGUGACGUCCUCGGCCUCCCCCAUCACCAGCGGUGGGGGUGGCAACAGCGCCUCCUUCAGCUCCUUCUCCAGCGCCUCCAUGCCUCAGAUCCCCGUGGCCUCAGUCACGCCAAGCACCUCGCUCUCUGGUGAGGGACCGGCCUGCCUCCCGCCGCGGUCACGUGACCCUCAGCCCCCGGGCCCCCGGGUGACGAGCCUGUCCCUGUCAGGCUCGGGGACCUACACUACAUCAUCUCUGAGCACCAAGCCCACAUCCACCUCGGACCCCCCCAACAUCUGCAAGGUGAAGCCUCAGCAGGUUCAGAGCGUGGGUGUCUCCGGUGGCCAUUUCUCCCAGCUUGGCUGUGUGCCUCCCCUGCUCCCCCAGCAGCAGCAGACGCCCCAGGUCUUCGUGUCCCAGUCUGCUGCAGGGUCUGCAGGCCAAAUCCCAGCUUUCUACAUGGACACAAGUCAUCUGUUCAACACGCCGCAUCCCCGCCUGGCCCCGCCCUCCCUUGCCCAGCAACAGGCCUUCCAGCCUACACUCUCGCAGCCCACGGCCGUGCAGCAGAUCCCCAUCCCCAUCUACGCGCCCCUGCAGGGCCAGCCCCAGCACCAGCCCCAGCUGGGUCUCAGCGCCGGGCCGCCCGUCUCCCAGCCCCAGGACCUCUUUAGCUCUUCACUGCAGCCCUACAGGUCGCAGCAGGCUUUCAUGCAGAACAGCCUGUCCCAGCCCUCUCCCAUGAUGCUCUCGGGCACGGCCCUGCACAGCUACCCAGGCAUGCAGCCUCCUGAGCUGGGCAAGCCGCAGUCCAGUCUGGCCUUCCAGCAGACCUCCAGCACGCAGCACAUCCCCAUCCUGUUCGAGCCGCAGCUGAACCAGCCGUCGGGGCUGGGCGGCUCGCAGCUCAUCGACACGCAUCUUAUCCAGGCACGUCAGGGCCUCAGCCAGCACUCCAGUCUCUACUCGGGUCAGCAGCCCAGCCAGAGCAGCUUCUACAGCUCCACACAGCCCAGCUCCGCCCUCCAGCAGGUGACGGUGCCUCUCCCUGCCUCCCAGCUCUCUGUGCCCAACUUCGGCUCGUCAGGGGGCCAGCCUCUGCUGGCCCUGCCUCAGUCGCUGCCACCCACCCCUCCCCAGGCCCCGGUGCCCAGCCUUGGCCGCCAGCCCCCAGGGAGCCAGCCCUACCGAGGCCUGGUGAGCCAGAGCGCCCACGGCAUGAUGCAACCCUCCAGCAAGGUGUGCGAGAUGGAUAUGAAGCUGUUCGGCGGUGGUAUGGAGGUGAAGCCGGGGACGCCCCCUGUCAGCGCCAGGAGCACCACCCCCACCUCCAGCCCCUUCAGGGCAAGCUCCACCAGUCCCAGCAGCCAGUCCAGUAAGAUGAACAGCAUGCUGUACCAGAAACAGUUCCAGUCACCCACAGCUAGCAUCCGCAUCCCCCAGCACUUCCCGGGACAGUUCAACCCCCAGAUGCUGUCCCAGCCCAGCCUGGUGUCUCCGCUAGUCCGACCCCCCCACGGUGGCUCGUUCCCUAGUGGGGUGCAGAGGACUCCCAUGGGCCCGCCCAUGUCCCCCUCUGUGGGCUCUGGCCUCAUGUCCCACCCCAGACCACAACAUCCCUCCCGUGGCCCCUCUGGGCCUCCCAUGGGCCCCCGGGGAACCCAGGCGGCUCUGAAGGCCGAGCAGGAUUUGAAGGCUAAGCAGCGUGCUGAGGUGCUCCAGUCCACCCACAAGUUCUUCUCAGAACAGCAGCAGCAGCAGCAACAGUUAAAGGGGCCCAUGGGCAAGCCCAGCCGGGGGGAUGGGGCCGUGGGCAAGCCCGGCGACCCCUGUGCCCCUAACCACCAGGGUGGUGCUGCAGAGCGUCCCGACACCGACAAGCCUCCUAUGUCUGGGGCCAAACCUGUGCGGACCGGCCCCAUCAAACCCCAGUCCAUCAAGCCCGAGGAGGGCAAGUAGAGAGCUCAUCUGUCCCGGGGGCUCUCCCUGAUGGGUGGGGGUGGAGACUCGAGCCCCUCACUCAUCCACCCGCUGGCAUCACUCACAGGGCCGUGGGGGUAAGGUGAGGGCUGCCAUGUCCAGACAGGGCAGUCCCAUAUACCUGCUUCUCAUGCUCUCCCCCCACCCUCACCCCACCCCCUGCCCCAGAGGGUCAGUUGCGUGGUCAAUUUUUUGUGUGGAGCUGAGUGCCUCUCACCCCGUGGGGGGCAGGAGCGUAAAGAGCCGCAUGUUGGCCGAGUGGCGGCAAGAUGAAGUGUUUCUGUUUGCUGCUCAAGUCGCUGGGUUUGUUUUUUUUUUUUUUUUUUAAAUAUCCAUAUCUAAUUAAUUUUCCCCCCAUAUUUUAGAUAGAAUCAGACAUGAAUUAGGAUGGCAGGUUUUUUUUUUUAUUUUGUUUUGUAGUAAAAUCAAAACCUAAUACGAAAAGGUGUUUUAGCGAGCGCAGGCCAGCCCCUCCCCUGCAGAAACCAGCCUGACCGCAGAGCCAGAAUCAAGAGGCUAGCUGCUUUUCUGUUUCUCGCCCACAUCCCCCCUGCCCCCCCCCCCCCCGUGAGGAAUUGUAAUGCAGCUGCUAUCGGUCGCGGCCUGUACUGUAAGCCGCCCCCAUGACAAGUGUCACCCCCAUCCCAGCCUGACGCUGACAAUUCGGUUGUGCCCCGAUGCCAUGAUAAACACCCUCUGUCUGCUGGGUGCUGGCUCUCCACUCCCGGCUGAUCUCAGAUGUGCGCCUGUGUGGGGGUCCGGGAUGGGGGCAGGGGUCACACAUACACACCACCCCCCCACAUAUGUGUGUGUAUUAGUCUCUCUCCCUUGUGCCCAGGUAGUCGUCCUGGUGUAGACAGUUGAAAACGGUGCAGCCUUUAUAGGUGAAAUCAUCUUUAUGUAAAAGGGGGGGGGGGGGGCAGGGGGUGCCGGUUUUGCAGGGGAUUAAUUUUAAUUGAAUAAGCACCCUGUGUGGAGGGAUGCCAAGGUUCCUGUCCAGAGCUGCUGUUCUCAUGUUUAGGCAAAAGGGUGUUUUUUUUUCUCCUGUGUUGUGAAAUGACCGGUAGCCUCACCUAGAUGCCCCCCCCCCCCCCCAAAACGGUUUCUUAGCCCCCUGUCCCUUUGACCCCUGCCAGAACAAGGUCAGCCUGUACUGCUUGCCACCUUGUAGAGAUAGGAUGUUGCUCUGGAUGGUUGGGGGCAACCCCCCCCCUCCUUUUUUUUCUUUUUUUUU